Messenger RNA from Cucurbita maxima (winter squash), 2882 nucleotides. Its product is annotated as transcription factor MYB80-like. The coding region runs from base 1895 to 2851 and encodes 318 amino acids. NCBI's taxonomy places the organism in Eukaryota, Viridiplantae, Streptophyta, Magnoliopsida, Cucurbitales, Cucurbitaceae. The transcript has 8 exons. The record is from RefSeq and is a predicted model, not a curated record.
ACGACAGUCAUCGAAGCAAUUCGUUGUUCCAUCGCUCCUCCUCUUUUGAAUGAAUGUGGCUCAUCAUCCUAAACCUUCUUCGAAUUCCAUUGCACGCCAUUCCAAUUCUGUGUUCAGAAAGCGUACAAAUUUUGUUCCUGUCCUGUUGGUGUCGGGGUAGCCGAUCGAUGACAACCGAAGCUUGUUUUUUGGUUUCUUCGGUGUUCAGGAUUUUUCUUCGCCAAAUUUUUGCUCACCUGAGUUGGCUUCAAGUCUCUUCAACCUCUUUUGUUUUGCUUUCACUGCCAAUUAGGUGCUGACAUAAAGAAUGAAUCUGCAGCAGGGGGUCUACUAAUGCUACUUUUAGAAAUGCAACAGAACUGAUUAUAUCAAUUUUGGCAUUGAAGUCAAAUGAUACGUGCUGUUCAGCUAUAAUUACUAUCCUUAAUUAUGUCGAACAUGUUCCUGGUGCUUGGUUGUGCAUUCUUCUUUGGUGGGAUUGUUUUCUAUGACAAAGGAUUGUUGUUAAUGGCUGUCAUGUGCCUGCUCUACAUCCACAAUGAAUCCCAUUUUGGGAAGUCGAAAUUGGCACUCGAGAUUCAGCAGAUUGCAUGCUUAGAAUCAUUCAUGCUUGACAUAAUGGACCUUGCUUGUGAAGUGAUUUGAAUCUCAAUCAAGUGUACUUCCCUUGAGAUAUUUGAUCAACAAGGUAAUCCGAAUUUAAUUUUCCCUUGUAAUAUCAAUUUUGACUGCCUCGGAUCUCUGUUCUAUCAGAAUAUUUGGUAGAUGCAAUUGAAGUAUUACUUUGUUUAAUCACCUUCUGGUUAUCUGAGAAAGGCUUCAACUUUUCUUUUACAUAUUGCAUCUGAAUCACUGAAAAUUCCAGUGUCGUAUAUUAGUGUUAUACUGACUUCCGAUCACGGGGAAUGCUGCUGAAUGCAAGCGCUAUUAUAUUGGCCAAGGAAGGAUAUUUCUCUGGGCGUAGCUAUCAGAUCAUCAACCCAGAUAUCUAUGUUCGGGAUUCCUUCCUGUGUCGUAACUGGGUGGAUUAUGAGACAACCAAUGAACUCGAACUUUGAAAUCUUGUAAUCGGCGACACUUAUAACUGUAAUUGUCGUAGCUUUCUUGCUCUAGGUUUGUAAUCAAACCCCCUUAUUUGUGAACUUGAUUUAAUAGAAUAAGUCACUAACUUGUCGAAGAAGUUUAGGAGAAUUGUUAGUAGACUUGGAAGAAUAAGUUACUAACUUAUGGAGUAAUAACUAUAGGAGAAUUGGUAGUAGUUGUCAAAUUGUGGACUAAGUUUUAUAGUUUGAUUAGGAAGAUCGUUAGUGGUUCUUUAACUUGAGGAGAAAGUUUAAGAAGUUAGUUAGUGCAUUCUCUCUGUAAAUCCUCCCGAGAUGUAUGCUUUUUCACCACAACAAAGAGAAUCAAUAAGCAUAAGUGGUUAAGGUUCUUCUAUUCAAAAGCUUCUCUCCCCUCACGUUGUCCUUUUUUGGUUAUUUCAUUUGUUUGGACAUAUUUCGAUUCAUAUCGAUCUGUUUUAUUAUGAGUCUCGAAAAGAGUCAGAAAAGAGUCAACGAGUGGAGGAGAGAGAAAGAUGGGGAGAGGGAGAGAGAGGGUUGACCAGGUGUCUGAAGAGUGAGCUACCCACCAUCUCACACGCUCAAUGGCGUUGAAUUUUUUAAUAAAAUCAUGCACCUUUGAUGCCUCUCUCUCUCUCUCUCUUUUUCCAUAUAACCAAACCCCAUGCACUCACUUCUCAUUUCCCACUCUCCAUUAUAUAUAACAAUCCCAAUCUAAUCUCUUCCCAUAAUACAAAAAAACACCAUCUUUUUCUUUUUCUUUGUCUGAACAAAAAAACAAAACAAAAAAAAAAAAAAAAACACUGAGAAAGACAGACAAAAAGGAAAGAAAAAUGGGCAGAAUUCCAUGUUGUGAGAAGGAAAAUGUUAAGAGAGGACAGUGGACUCCUGAAGAAGAUAACAAGCUGUCGUCCUACAUCGUCCAGCACGGCACUCGAAACUGGCGCCUUAUCCCCAAGAAUGCCGGUCUCCAAAGAUGUGGGAAGAGCUGUCGGCUACGUUGGACUAAUUACCUUCGCCCUGACCUGAAGCACGGCCAGUUUUCUGAUAUGGAAGAACAAACUAUUGUCAAGCUACAUUCUGUUGUUGGCAACAGGUGGUCAUUGAUUGCAGCUCAGUUACCUGGUCGAACCGAUAAUGAUGUCAAGAAUCACUGGAACACUAAGUUGAAGAAGAAGCUAUCAGGAAUGGGCAUUGAUCCAGUCACUCACAAGCCAUUCUCCCAUCUCAUGGCUGAAAUCGCCACCACUCUGGCUCCUCCACAAGUUUCCCAUCUUGCCGAAGCAGCGCUCGGCUGCUUCAAAGACGAAAUGCUUCACCUUCUUACAAAGAAGCGCGUCGAUUUCCAGCUUCAACAAGCUAACGUACCGCCUGGAAGCACAACAGGAAUGUACAUUCAUGGCAAACAAAAUGAGAAAGAUGGUACUGUUGAGAAUAUCAAACUUGGUUUGUCAAGAGCCAUUCAACAGCCUGAUCUCAUCUCCCCUUAUAAGCCUUGGAAUUCUACUGAUGCAGUAGGGACAAGCAAUUGUUUUCCUGCAUCAACGUCGGAGUUCCAAUACGGUCCGCUGUCGUUCGGGACCGAGGGGGACGGAUCGUCAUGGAGCCAGAGCUUAUGUACGGGAAGUACGUGCACGGCAGAACAGGGGCAACUGCAUGAAAUUCUUGAAGAAACAGAAGAAGAGCUAUCAGAGAAUGGAAAAGAGAUGAGAAAUAGGACAAGUAUUUUCAGUUCAAACUCAGUGUUGUGGGAUUUACCAUGUGAUGAUCUGAUGAAUCCAAUAGUCUGAGGAAGAUGAAAAUAAAACAGAAUUUCUAAAU